AUACCCUACAUUUCAAGAUAUGAUAUAAAUUACGACAUCACCAUCAUCAUUCGAGUCUCCACUCGAUCACCAUGAUUCAGUUCCUACUGGUGAGUGGGCUCCUAACCCUUUCUCACAGUUCCACACCAAAACAACCCAAUAUUGUGUUUAUUGUGGCUGAUGACAUGGGAUAUCAGGACGUAGGAUUCAGAGGAUCAAACAUUCGUACUCCCAACAUAGACAGACUGGCCAGGGAGGGUGUGAUUCUUGAGCACCACUACGUCAUGGCAGUGUGUGCUCCAACUCGUGCUUCUCUCAUGACCGGUAGGUACCCAAUUAGAACUGGCUUCUGGAAGGGUAACCUCAAUAUUGUAGAGGAGUUUGGGCUGGGUCUAGACGAGACUUUACUGCCCGAGAUGUUGAAGAGGAAUGGGUAUGCUACCCACGGUGUAGGUAAGUGGCACUGUGGCUCCUACUCUUGGGACCAUACCCCAGCCAAACGAGGAUUUGAUACGUUCUUUGGCUUGUUUUUGGGAGGUCAGGACUAUUUCACGCACAGAGACGCAGUGGAAGGUUUGUUAUUAGACUUGAGAUACGAUUAUCAUGAUCAAAGCGGAACAUUUGUGGAUGAUGUUAGAGGUGAUUUGGAUGGACGUUAUAACACCUAUCUAUUUACAAAUGAAUCACUAGAAUUGAUCUCCAACCACGACAAAAUUCAGCCCCUGUUUCUAUAUUUAGCUUACACAGCGCCCCAUAUGCCAGACGGAGCCCCAGCGGAAGACAUAAAAAGAUACACCUCAGAUUCGAUGAAAGAAUCCAGAAAAACCUACGCAUCUAUGGUCUCCAUUAUGGAUGAUGGAAUAGGCAAGAUUGCCGAUGCUCUUAAAGAUCAGGGAAUGAUGGAUAACACCAUUUUAAUAUUCACAUCUGAUAACGGAGCAAGAUAUACAAGCCAGGGUAGUAAUUACCCUCUCAGAGGAGGCAAAGGUAGUUUCCUUGAAGGAGGAGUUAGGGGGGUAACCUUUGUAAACAGCCCACUUCUACAAAAGACUGGAUACACAAAUACCAAUCUGCAUCAUGUGACCGACUGGUAUGCAACAUUCCAAAGGCUAGCUCAUGAUAAUGCACAGAAACACGACAAAAUCCAACUACCCAUCGACGGAGUGGACAUUUGGAGAUCAAUUAAUGACAAUAAACCAUGCAGAGACGAGAUUCUUUUGAAUCUUAGAGAUUCAUCCAAGUAUUUGGGAACUCAAGGCCCUGUUGCGAAAUGGGAAAUAUGUGAUAAUUGCUUCGAGCUUAUGGGUGGUCCUCCGAUAAAUGCAAAAGAGUUCUUUGUCCUGCGAUGGAACAACUGGAAGCUCCUCGCUGGCCCCGCAUUUGAAUUACAAGGCUGGAGCUCAAAAAACAAACAGGAUGACUUUCUCAGCUUUAAAGACGAUCAGGGGAACAGCUUCAUAAGAUCCCUUGCAUCAGGAACAAUACUGUUUGACUUAUCUACUGAUGUCCGGGAGGAGACAAAUGUUGCUGACCAGUAUCCAGAUAUAGUGGAGAAGCUUCUUAAAAAGAAACAAGGUUAUUUAAAUAAAAUGAAAUCCAUCGGACAUAGCAAGUUUGCAUAUGAUAUUUCAAUGGUAGAUGACGUUUACAGACCUUGGGUCGAGGAUGUUUAGAACCUGUUGCAGAAAAAAGGCACUCUUAUGCAUAGUCGUUUGCUAAAAUAAUAUGAAAGUAACGGUUGCUGAGUUAUGGGCCAUCAUAAAUUGAUUGGGCGGUCAAACGAUACUUGGAUGGGUCUAAUAAUAUCGGGAUAGUGAGCAGAUCAUCACCGUAACCAGUAACAGGUUCUUUAGAAUCAUGAAUGAAGGUUUUCGAUCACCCUGUGAUUAAAUUGCUCUGGCAAGAUACAGAUCAUCAUCUUAACCGCAGAAAAUAAUUGCACAAAACAUUAUUUCAUAAAAUCGUGUAGAUUAAAUAAUGCAUUUCUUCUUAAAUUUGCCCCUUAAUAAACACUUCUGUCGUCAAGGUUUAGGUUUGAAAUUGUUUGAAAUUGUUAAAUAUUAUUUUAUUAUAACAAAAGGUUGCACAAGAGUUAUAUUUCAUUUAUAUUCUGAAUUAUUGAAUUUGGUAUCGUGUGUGAAAAUAAAAUCAUCUUCUUGUAAGAUCCUAAAAAUACGCACUAUGUCUGCACUUAGAUUGAAUAAAUUGAGCUGAUUCUAAAAUAGGUUAUUAAAAUUUAAAUUUA
Messenger RNA from Bolinopsis microptera, 2224 nucleotides. RefSeq names its product arylsulfatase B-like. The record is from RefSeq and is a predicted model, not a curated record. Bases 72 to 1652 code for a protein of 526 amino acids. Lineage: Eukaryota; Metazoa; Ctenophora; Tentaculata; Lobata; Bolinopsidae. The transcript has a single exon.